This is a messenger RNA of Orcinus orca (killer whale), 2998 nucleotides long. It is a transcript of the gene UPK1A, whose product is annotated as uroplakin 1A. NCBI's taxonomy places the organism in Eukaryota, Metazoa, Chordata, Mammalia, Artiodactyla, Delphinidae. The transcript has 5 exons. Bases 1406 to 2683 code for a protein of 425 amino acids. Gene Ontology annotation, cellular component: membrane. The record is from RefSeq and is a predicted model, not a curated record.
GCCCAGUGGGCGGGUGAAGAGGAGGGGGGCGGUCCUGAGCCUGGGAGUGGGACAGCUGAGGGCUCAGGACUCACCUAAUGGCCAGUGUUGCCUGGCUCUCAAGUCAGAAAAGCCCCGAUUCGAGUCCCAGCUCUGCCUCUCCCCAGCUGUGUGACCUUGAGUAAGCGACUUUACUUCUCUGUGCCUGUUUCCCCAUUUAUAAAUUAUGUCCACACUGUGGGCAUUGUUGUGUGGAUUAAUCCAUGUAUGGCCCUCAGCUCAAAAAAAGUGCUUGACCAGUGCCAGCUAUCAUCAUUAACAUGAUUAUGGACGUAAGGUGCCCGAUUGGUGCACAGGAGUCCAAUAGUAAUGUAUAAUAGCAAUGUCUUUUAAUUACGUGAUACCUGUACAUGGCUCUGGAGCCAGACAGCCUGGGUUCAAAUCCCAGCUCUGUCACUUUCUAUUGUGGGACUUGGGGCCAGUGAUGUAACCUCUCUGGGCCUCAGUGUUCUCAUCUGUAAGAUGGAGAUAAAAUAGGAAUGCUGAGAGGAUAAAAUGAGUUAUUGGAUUUGUGCUUAGGCCAGAAUUUGGCACACGUGGUCGCUAUCUGUGUUGGCCAUAACAGCAGUAGUGCAGGAGAGCUGGUAACAACGAUGAUUAUCAUACAGAAAGCAGUUUCAAGGACCAACGGACACAGUAAAUACUCUAUGAGAGUUAGUUUGAUUGUUGGCAAAGGUAUCCAACUGAGCCGUCUUCCUCCCUCCUUGUUCCCCAUCCCAACAGGUAACCAGAUUUUUAUUUUCUCCAAUAUUUCUUUAAGCAAAUACAAGCAAAUAGGAACCUAUAUACCUAUUUUCUCCCCUUUCUUGCCCCAAACGUAGCUCAUUCCACACCCUGCUCCGUGCCUCCCAUUUCCUCCUGUGCACAUUCUCUGUCCACAUGAGUCCUCAGACAGCCUCCCUGUCCUUUUCCACAACCGCCCAGCCCUCCAUUGUGUGGCAUCCUGGCUCCUUUACCCACGGUGCUGCGGGGAAUAACCUUGUGGGUGUGUGAUUUUCCUGCCUGGGCAGGUGUAUCUGGAGGAUUGACUCCUGCAAGUGGAAUUGCUGGAUCAAAGCGUUGAUGCUUUUGUAAUAGUUCUGGCCACGGCCAGGCUCCCCUCAUCAGGGAAUAGCAACACUCUUCAGGGGAGGCGGGCUAACCUAGCAUCUCCUCGGUACCAGUCAUGAGCGCCAGGCUUUGCAUGUAGCGUCUCUUUGUAUCCUUGAAGCCACUGGUAGCUAGGGUGUGGGUGGGGGCGGAGAUCUGGCUGGGUCCUCCCUUCCCUCAUGGCCUCCUGCCCACCUUCAUCCCUGCUCAUGGAAGGUGACAUCUUUGCCACUCUUACUAUGUGCCCACUUUACCAAGAGGGCAGUAGAGGCUCAGAAUGGGGAAGGCCCUUCUCACGGAGACUCAUGGAACCGGGGCUGCUGCCCCUGUGCAGGCCUUGCUAACCGGCUGCCCUGUCCAGCUGUCAGGCCUGGCCCUGUUUGCUGAAACGGUAUGGGUGACCGCCGACCAGUACCGCGUGUACCCACUGAUGGGCGUCUCGGGCAAGGAUGACGUCUUUGCUGGUGCCUGGAUCGCCAUCUUCUGCGGCUUCUCCUUCUUCGUGGUGGCCAGCUUUGGUGUGGGCGCAGUGCUCUCCCGCCACCGGUCCAUGAUGCUCACGUACCUGGUGCUCAUGCUCACCGUCUACAUCUUUGAGUGCGCCUCCUGCAUCACAUCCUACACCCACCGAGACUACAUGGUGUCCAGCCCAUCCCUGAUCACCAAGCAGAUGCUGACCUUCUACAGUGCAGACUCGGACCAGGGCCGGGAACUCACCCGCCUCUGGGAUCGCAUCAUGAUUGAGCAAGAGUGCUGUGGCACGUCAGGUCCCAUGGAUUGGGUGAACUUCACAUCAGCCUUCCGGGCCACCACCCCAGAGGUGGUGUUCCCCUGGCCCCCGCUGUGCUGUCGACGGACUGGCAACUUCAUCCCCCUCAGUGAAGAAGGCUGCCGCCUGGGCCACUUGGACUACCUGUUCACCAAGGGCUGCUUCGAACACAUUGGCCACGCCAUCGACAGCUACACGUGGGGCAUCUCAUGGUUUGGGUUCGCCAUCCUGAUGUGGACGGUGAGAGGCGGGAGCCUGUGGGCUGGGUGGGAUGCGGCUGUGAGGCUGGGGCGCCCCUCACCUGCCUCCUCCCCUCCAGCUUCCUGUGAUGCUGAUGGCCAUGCGUUUCUACAGCACGUUGUGAGGAAGAGAAGGGAAGCCCACGUGCACACUCAGCUCCCCUGCCCCUGCUCCCUCCAGCUGCGAUGCCGCCCCACCUCUCCCUUCCCCACCUCCUCCACCCUUCCCUCCCUCCACUCCAAAGUUUUUUUUUUUUGUUUGUUUGUUUUUUUGCGGUACGCGGGCCUCUCACUGUUGUGGCCUCUCCCGUUGCAGAGCACAGGCUCUGGACGCGCAGGCUCAGCGGCCAUGGCUCACGGGCCCAGCCGCUCUGCGGCAUGUGGGAUCUUCCCGGACCGGGGCAUGAACCCGUGUCCCCUGCAUCGGCAGGCGGACUCUCAACCGCUGCGCCACCAGGCCCCUCCAAAGAUGUUUUACCAGGUUUCUGAGCCCUGCUGGGAGUUGGGGUGCCCUGAAACCCCUGGACAUGUGUGCACGGACCCUUAGACCUUAACCCCAUCUCACUUGGCUAAUUCCUGGCCCAUCUUUCCGUGUCAACUUGAAGUCCUGUCCUGGGGUGGGGGGGACCCUUCCCUGAUCUUACCACCCCACUUGCGGAUGCCUCUCUAGUAGCUCCCUGAGCUCCUUCUUCAUGCUGGAUGUCGUCACCAUCACUGAAUAGUUUGUGAUUGUCUAUUUAAGCUCUGGUAGACUGGGACUGCCAUGAGGGGAGGGACAAGUUCUGUUAUGCUUACUUUAAUAUCCCCAGUAUUGCCCGGCACAGGGCUGAGCAUGGAUAUUCAAUAAAUACUGCUUGAACGA